Pseudoliparis swirei is the source of this 1084-nucleotide messenger RNA. RefSeq names its product E3 SUMO-protein ligase ZBED1-like. NCBI's taxonomy places the organism in Eukaryota, Metazoa, Chordata, Actinopteri, Perciformes, Liparidae. The record is from RefSeq and is a predicted model, not a curated record. Bases 155 to 946 code for a protein of 263 amino acids. The transcript has 5 exons.
UAACCAAGGCCAGUUGAAGCAGAAAGUCCUUAAGACACAGGCAGUAUAUGAGUCUCAGAGUGGGCCUGUUGUUGCUGAACAAAUAGAUGAAGUCCUGGCUGAAUUUGGGGUGAGACAGAAGGUCGUCGCCGUAACUGUCGACAACGCUCCAAAUAUGGAUGUGGCUGUACGUCAGCUACAAACAAAAAAGCUUGGAUGCUUUGCGCAUUCUCUAAACCUAGGGGCAGAAAAGGUUUACAAUGUGCAAGCUAUCUCCAAGUGGUCAGCAAGGAUCCGGGAUGUGAUCGUUUGGAUCAAAAGAUCCUCAAUGAUUAAGACCAUUUUCAAAGAGAAGCAGCGUCUCCUGGGCCUGCCUGACCAUUCUGUGGUCCUUGAUGUCAAAACCCGCUGGAAUUCUCUUUAUCUCAUGGUGGAGAGAUUUGUGGAGCAAUAUCCUGCAAUACAGGCAGCAUUCUUGGACCCGCGUGCCAAAAAGCUCAUGAAGAGAGACAGACUUGAAGAGAUCACAGAUGAAGACUUCAGGAGGGCUGAGGACUUUGUCAGUCUGAUGCGCAUGCUGUAUACAAGUACCCUGUGUGUGUCAAGCGACAAGUCUUCUACAUGUGGCCAGAUAAUUCCCAUUCUGCAAAAACUGAAGACCCACUUAACUGUCAAAGAGGAGGAUUCCACAUUUGUGGCCACGGUAAAAGAAAAGGUCUGGGGUGACCUCUCCAAACGUUACCAGGAUCAUGACAUAAUGGCCUUUCUGGAGGAGGCCACUCUUAUGGAUCCAAGAUUCAAGGGAAAGCUGAGUUCUUCUGAUGAAGUUUGGGAACGACUGAAGGCAGCAGCAUUGAGGGAAAUGUUAGGAGAGGAGGAUGCAGUGCCAGUGGAGGCUCAGGAAGUGGAAGUGGAUGAGGAUGAAGAGGAUGAAGAGGAGGAGGUGGAAAAUGUAAGUAAGACAUGAUUCUGUAAUACCAAUGCUAUAUGUUCUAACAAAAGCAAUAAGCCUGAAUACAUUUACAUGGUAAAUAUUAUAUUUCAGCCUCAUGUUGUCAAGAAACCCAGGGUCUCUGCACUGGAGGAACUCUUCGCUGAAGAGGAU